Iphiclides podalirius (scarce swallowtail) is the source of this 330-nucleotide messenger RNA. Lineage: Eukaryota; Metazoa; Arthropoda; Insecta; Lepidoptera; Papilionidae. The record is from the annotation of a GenBank genome assembly.
AUGCAGUUGGAAUCCGCGCUGGCUAGAAGGCGCGAACCACUUCGAUGGGGCGCCGGGCCCAGCCCCCCCCCCCCCCCCACCCCCCCCCCCCCCCCCCCCCCCCCCCCCCCCCCCCCCCCCCCCCCCCCGCGCCGCUCCGUUCCCCGCUGCUCUCGCAGCCCCCGCUCACAGCGUAUACCAGACACCCGAGACGCCGGCUCGAUGGGCGAUAGGGCCGAGGCGGGGCUGACAGCUACCGAAUUAAUCGCCCGCGUGCGGGCUGCUAUCCACUAUCCGCGUAAAAGCUCGCACCAAAAGCUACUGUUAACUGUCAUAUUCGUAAUUGAUCUG